AGGAUCGUAUUAGCAUGAUUCGGCUGCCGGGAGGAGGUGGCCUUCUCAGCUACUGCAAGGAGGGUUCGGUUUACGUGCACACCUUCAACACAGAAAGCGGCUUGAUUCGAAAGGUGGAUGCGCUCGGACUCACCAACUGGCGUUGCAUUCUGGAUCCAGAACCAGCUGGGUCCUGUGCAGAGGCCUGCAGUGCCUGCGUAGCAGUGUUACCCUUUCUGCUGGAUGCGGAAAAGCAUUGGCGUCAUCUUUUUUCAGACUUGGUUGAGAAGGCAAUGGAGCCUCUCCACUUCGCUGCCGCUGCAAUGCACCAGGGCGACGAUGUUUGAAGCACUAUGGCGAUCUUUGAAGCGCGAGGUGGCUCACGCUUUGCAACACCAACGCUGGAGAUGCAUGGAGAAAGAAA
This is a messenger RNA of Cladocopium goreaui, 403 nucleotides long. The record is from the annotation of a GenBank genome assembly. NCBI's taxonomy places the organism in Eukaryota, Dinophyceae, Suessiales, Symbiodiniaceae.